AUGUCGAAUGAAGAUGACGAAUGUGACUCUUCGAGUCUAUUUAAUGUUGCCAGUCAGUCUGAUGUAAAUUCGUUUUUACACUCACAAGCAGCAAAGAUAACAGGUAUAACCGCAAGUAUAAGUGAUGAUGAGAGUAGUUCAAUGGAUGGUAGUUUAUUGGCACGUUUUUCUCAAGUAUCAACGGAAAAAAAAGUUAUAUCAACAUCAAAUACAAAUAUACGUUCGCCACCUGUAAAACCUUAUUUAAGUCGUUCAUGUUUCGCAUCAUUAACAUGUGCGUCACCAAUAAAAAAUGCGCCACAAAAAAAUUAUGCAUCCGAUGAUUUAACAGAAUUAAAAUGGUUAAAUACAUUUAAAUUGAAAGAAUUAAAAGACGAUUUAAAUUCAAAUGAGAAUAAAGAUAAUAAUAAUGAAAAAAAUUCAUCAACACAACCACAACAAGAACAAAACAAUAACGAUGAAGAUCGUCUUGCUAAAUUAAUAAGUGAAUUAAAAUCUUAUGAUCAUGAAAGUACAAAAGUGAAUACAACAUCCUUCGGUAUUCUUCUAUUUCUUGGAUUUUAUUCGAAACGUGAUGAAAAACAUUUAUCAUGGUCGUUAACAAUUAAGCAAUUAUAUGAAUUCGUGCAGAGUAAUGCGAAACAAAUAACAAAUAAACGCGGAUGGAAGAAUCUUUUACGACAAACAUUAAUUACAAUACCAUGUUUUGUUAAAACAAAACGUGAUUUACUUAAAUCUCGUUCCUUGUGGACGAUUGAUUCGUAUUAUCGACCAUUAUUAACAAAAGCCUAUUUAACAAAUCCACCAACACAACCAUCGAUUACAUCGAAUAAAACUCUCUCUGAAGCACCAACAAAUCGGCAUGAUGAUCAAUUAGAUGCAAGUCGUACCUCACAAUCGAUUGAGAGUGGUUUUGCGCCAAAAGCAACAGUGAAAGCAAAAGUGCUUCCUCGUCUUUAUGAACGUCUUCGUGAAGAAAAAGCAAUGGAAGAUGAGGAUGGAGAUGAAGCUGAUUCAAGUAAUCUUGGCAAAAGUCAUCGAAGUCUAUCAACAGGUCGUAAACGUCCUCGUUCUUCAUCGUCAGGCCAGCGACAAUCAAGUAAAAGUAAAGAUAACAAACGUCGUUCAUCGACAUCACCAUGGACAGCUAAAUUACUCAAACGACAUAAGAAACGACAUCACCGUCAAAUCGCUGUCGAAUCACUGAAAACAUCCACACCAAAUCGAGGAUCUAAUACUGAAACUCGGUCAACAUCAGCAUCAACUGUUGUUACACCUUGUCCAAGUAUGGAUCAUACUUAUUUACUUCAACCUGAAAAAACAAAACAUUCACCAAGAAAACAAUCACCAAUGAAAAGAACCACGUCGACAGGAUCCAUUGAAUAUAACGAUCCAUCAAGUGGUGAUAUUGAAGAUGAGGAUGAACUUGAUAGUAGUUCAUCUGUACGUCCAGUACGUAAAUCAAUCAUCACAACUCGUGCUCAAGCAGCUGCACGUAGUCAUUCAAAAAGUCGUCGAAAAAGUUCGCCACCAAAAAAACGUUUAUCUCUUCAACUACCAUCUCAUCGGCCGAAUACACGUAUAAAUCGACGAAAUAUCGAACAAGAUUUAAAAUUACUACGGCAAGCUAAUGUUCUACCACCAUUGUCACCACCAACACAUCAGCAGCCACUUGAUUUGUCUCUUGGCCCAAAUCGUUCAUCGUCAUAUGAAGAAACAAUGGAACAAACCACAACAAAUAUCGAAACAGUCAAAGAAACAAUUGAAAUAAAAACAACACCAAUCGAGGGUGUCCUUGAUUUAUCUCUGUCCCGAUGA
Rotaria socialis is the source of this 1818-nucleotide messenger RNA. NCBI's taxonomy places the organism in Eukaryota, Metazoa, Rotifera, Eurotatoria, Philodinida, Philodinidae. The record is from the annotation of a GenBank genome assembly.